UCUCUCUCUCUCUCUCUCUCUCAGGGUCGGGUUUUUCCUCUUAAAGUCCACCAGAUUGAUACAUUUAAACACUCUGCUGUCUCACCACGACUAUUUUCCAAGGUCACAAGAGAUGAUUAUCCAAGUUCUCAAUAGCGUUUCUCCUGUUAAUAUUGUACGUACCAUGUUAAUAUAUCAAUAGAACCAUUAAAAAAAAUCACCCCUAAAGACCCGUGUAACUUCAAAUCACUCUGAAUGUAGUGGAGGUGGAAUAUAGUAAAGUUUUAACUUCUGUGGACUUGUGUGGUGCGGGACGUCGUCUCUUCACCAGCGUAGGGAUCGGGCUUCACUGGAUUGUGGGGCUGCUGUGUUGAUGCUGACGCUCGCUGUGCCCCAUAAGGCUGCUCCGCUGCUGUAUUCGGUCUUGAUGUGUCAGUGGCAGUAAGCAUCGUCGCUCCAUCCCGUUGUUGUGAUGGAGUGCCUUGCACGUAUCGCCAGUGCCGCAGACAGUGUCGACUUCUACAUGAGAGAAGAACAGGGCUUGGCACUGUGUCAUAUACUUACUUAAUUAAGAGCGCACACGUCCUCCAUCCAUCGCUGUCGUCAUGCAUCACUUUUCACUUCCUCGUUCGUUUGUGAAAGGAUCGGAAAAAGAAAACCGCGGUGAAAGUACGACAGGCUUCUCCUACCAGCGACAUUCUGAGGGCACAGCAGGCAGCAUGUGGAGGCCUGUGAGCAGCAAGAACGUGGUCUCUUCCCUCAGUCCCGCCAGGCGCUGCGGGAGGCUCCUUGUUCUCUCCCUCGGCCUCGUGCUGCUGUUUCUCUAUUGGGAUCCAAUUCGUGAGGCUCAGAAGGAACAAUAUCAUUUGGGACACGAGAAUGUUCUGGGUCAAGAAAAUAAUGGAGAACUUAGUGAUGGUACGUCAUUAAGUGCAGAUUCUCAGAACAUUGAUAGGCGUGACAACAGUGCGUCUCCAGAAGAAAAGUUGAAAAGAAUCGUGGACAAACGUAAUGGUGUGCCCAGAAAUUACUCUGAAAAUACUUCUGUAAUGAAAAGUGAAGUAGAUGUAAAUAAAACCGUCGAGGAAAUAAAGAAAACAAAUUUGAAUUCCUUGAGGAUAAACCAAACUGCUCACCUCACCACCAUCACCACCGCCACCAGCACCAGCAACGCUUCAGCCACCACCACCACCACCACCACCGCUACCAAGCACCCUCUAGCCACUACCACCACCACCACCGUAGAAUAUCCCACUGAUCACCUAUCACAUGACAGCUUCGUGAAUCACAAGAAAAUACUCUUUUACACGAGAUUCUUUAGCGAGACAUGGGAGGAGGAGCUCAAAGUAAGAACCUCCUUGAUGCACAAAUGCCCCGUGAGCACCUGCGUGUUUCUGGAGAACAGCUCGCAUCCCGAAGACACGGACGCGGUGGUAUUUCACUCCUUUGACUUCGAUCCCGAGCAGGUACCAGCCGUGCGUCGACCAGAGCAAGUGUACGUGUGGCUGAGCAUGGAGUCUCCUAAGUGGGAUGGAUUUAGUUACGGCAAGAUUCUGCAAUUUGGGCGUCCAGGGUUCUUCAACUGGACGAGUACUUACCACCGAGAGUCUGACGUGAUGCAUCCCUACGGUGGAUUAUUGCCGCUGCAGGGGGAAGUUGAUUACGUGCGUCCUGGACUCCUCAACAAGUCCGGGGUCGCCUACGGGGAGUAUCUGGCGGCGCUGGCUGGCGGGGACCUUCAACAGGAGAUCAAGGGGAAAGAUUGGGCAGCCUUCCUGGAGCGUCCUAAACUUGUGGUCUGGAUGGUGUCACACUGCAGCACUUCCUCAGGUCGUGAGGUGUACGUGCAGGAGCUACAGCAACACACUGAGGUGGACGUGUUUGGGUCGUGCGGGGAACUGAAGUGCAGCAUUGAAAGUAUUGAAGAGUGUUACACCAAGGUACUCAGACCGACCUACAAGUUCUACCUGGCCUUUGAAAACAACCUGUGCGAGGAUUACGUUACGGAGAAGGCGUGGCUGCCGCUGCGUCACGGCCUGGUCCCCGUGGUGUUUGGCGGGGCGCGGUACUCCGACAUCCUGCCACCGCUCUCCUACGUGGACGCAACUCACCGCACGCCUCUCCAGCUGGCUAAUCAUCUUUCCAGCAUCGCAAGGUCGCCGCAGCUGUAUGGGCGUUACCACCUGUGGAGGAAGUACUGGGAGGUGCUGCCAUGGCCUCCCUUGUGUGAGAUUUGCCUCAAGCUGCACAGUCUAGUCAGUCCAAUGCACAGGGACGGCGAGGACAUGGGGCGGCGACGCUACUACCCCAACCUUCGUAGCUGGUGGUGGAGUGUUAAUAAUUGCACGACUCUCUAUCCGCGACGCCGCUACCCACAUUUGGAGUUUGUGGGUCUGUAGUGCACCCGUGUCACCAGUGCUCCGCCAUGAACGUGUACACAGGAUGGAUAUACGAGUAUGUCUUCGCGUCUUCAACCAGCCAGCAGACAUUCCCUUCUAUGCAUUGUGGUUAAAGUGUUCUAUCAAGUAUCUGAAGAACUAAAGUGUUAAGCCGCCUACACACUCCUGCAUUGACCGGUAGGAUUUGCUUACUUCCCGGCACAAGUCCAUUGAGCAACGGUUCUUCAAAUGAUGGUUAGCCAGGCAAAGUCCUGCAGUAGCGAGAGUACAGUAGCGAGAGCAGGGUUGGGUGUGGCACGAUCACCAAAGUGCACACCAAAAGUAACCUGAUGACUACCAAUAAGACUCACAUGCAAUAUACUGGGCUUGAUAUAAACUUUUCUUAAUGAAGCUUCCAUAUCAC
Scylla paramamosain (green mud crab) is the source of this 2781-nucleotide messenger RNA. Its product is annotated as alpha-(1,3)-fucosyltransferase C-like. Gene Ontology annotation, molecular function: fucosyltransferase activity. The coding region runs from base 585 to 2378 and encodes 597 amino acids. Gene Ontology annotation, cellular component: membrane. Lineage: Eukaryota; Metazoa; Arthropoda; Malacostraca; Decapoda; Portunidae. The record is from RefSeq and is a predicted model, not a curated record. The transcript has 7 exons.